UAAAUUAUUUUGAUAUCAAUUUAUUGUGUGUAAAAUGGCCGGCGCAAGUGGUUGGAUAUUUACAAUAAGUUUUAUAUUGGCCGCCAAUCAUGUUUGUGCUCACAUACCAUACUCGUAUUAUAACUCCGCGGAACCGGACUCUCCAACUUAUGUGAACGUACAGCCUUCAAACAAGCUGAGUAGGCAGUCAGCUGCCUCCCGCCUGGCUGCCGUGCGCGCCGUGAUGAGUGAGAGACACGUAGACGCAUAUAUUGUGCCCACAGCUGAUGCACAUAACUCUCAGUACAUAUCCCCGGCGGACGCGCGUCGCGAGUGGCUCUCUGGUCUGCGCGGCUCGUCGGGCACGGCGCUGGUGACGGCUACCAGGGCGCUGGUCUGGACCGACGCCCGGUACUGGACGCAGUUCGACGUAGAAGUCGACGCCACUCUUUGGGACCUGAUGAAGCAGGGAGUUGAUGAUUCCCUGCAGACCUGGCUUGUGAACAACAUGGCGGAGUCGGUGGUGGCUGUCGAUCCUACCACCUACACUAGGAGUGCCUGGACUACUCUGGAAACGGCAUUAGCAGCACGUAACAUAACACUACAGGCUAUAUACGAGAACCUGGUAGACAUCGCUAGAACUAGGCUCAAUGACGGACCGCCUGACAGACUCAAUGAGGCCCUACUGCCUCUCACUCUGCAGUACACCGGUCAGCCAUCUUCCGAGAAGAUCUCGGAGUUAGUUCAACAAAUGAACACUAGAGGCGCCACUGUAUUGCUGCUGACUGCCUUGGACGAUAUAGCGUACACACUAAACGUUCGCGGUUCCGACAUACCGUUCAAUCCAGUGUUCUUUUCUUAUCUUGUGAUCAGGAGGAACCCGACAACGAAUUCUCUAAGCUCAGUAAUCCUAUUCUGGGACCAAGGAGUGUUAGCCACUAACAUCGCUGCUCACCUCGCGUCGGAAAACGUGGCUUUGCAAGCAAGGCCUUACGCCGAUAUAUUUAAUUAUCUUAGGAGUUUGUCGGUAGAACUGGGUGCAGGAGGUACCAUUUGGCUAUCAGACGAGGCGAGUCACGCUAUUGUUUUGGCUAUCGAGAACGGUCCAGCUAGAAUCCUGUCAACAUCAAUAUCACCAGUCGCAUUGAAGAAGUGCGUCAAAAAUGAUGUGGAGUUACAGGGCUUCAGACUAGCCCACAUAAAGGACGGCACGGCAGUAGUGCGCUCGCUCUACUGGGUCGAGAAGCAGGUCGCUGACGGAGUCAACGUCACUGAGGUCCAACUGUCCAAGAUGAUGGAGAAGCUUCGAGGUGAAGAAGAGAACUUCAUGGGUCCCUCGUUCUCCACCAUAGCUGGAGCCGGCGAGAACGGCGCGAUCAUCCACUACAGCCCACAGGAGGAGGGGCCGCAGCGAGUCAUCAGAGCUGAUGAUAUGCUGCUCGUCGACUCCGGGGGACAGUAUUUUGAGGGUACAACUGACAUCACACGGACGCGACAUAUGAGUGCGUCACCGACUCCUGCACAGCGGCUGGCUUUCACCAGGGUUAUGAAGGGACAGAUAGCGCUUGCCACUACAGUCUUACCCAGGGGUAUCUUAGGCAAUGUCAUAGAAGUCCUAGCCCGCAAAGCGCUAUGGGACGUGGGCUUGAACUACGGCCAUGGCACGGGUCACGGCGUGGGACACUUUCUGAACGUGCAUGAGGGGCCGAUAUGGAUCCUCAGUGGACCAACCGCUGAUGAUCCCGGCAUCGCGCCUAAAAUGGUCUAUAGUAAUGAGCCAGGGUACUACGAAGUGAACGAGUAUGGCAUCCGACAUGAAGACCUCAUGGAAUCCAUUGAAAUGAACAAUACUGUUAACCACAUCAGAGCGGGAGACUUAGUGGGUGACUUCGACGGUCGAGGAGCAGUCGGCUUCCACACCAUAUCCCUGGCUCCGCAUCAGGUCGCCUGCCUUGAUAUCGACCUGCUUGAUGAUUUUGAGAUUAAAUACCUGAACGACUACCACAACAGAGUAUUAGCAACUAUUGGACCAAUUCUGCAACAGAGGAAUCUGACAUCGGAAUAUGAAUGGCUGCAGAAGGAAUGCGCGCCAAUUGUGAGAAGUGCCGCCAUCUUGUGGACCGCAUCACCCAUUUUGGCGGGAAUCAGUAUUUUUGUUAUACGAUUUGGAUUUUAAGUUUUAUUCGAUGUGAGAAGAAUAUUGAAGAGUGCCUAUUUAUAUUUUUAAAAGAAAUCCAAAAUAAAGGUAAUAAUAAAAUAAGGGCUUUGUUGUGCCAGAAUAUUAUUUCGAUUCGUUCGCAAAUAAUAUAGCUAAGUACACUUGUCUUAUAUUGCUUUAAGAAUAAAGUUUUAUAUUUUUAUGACA
This is a messenger RNA of Helicoverpa zea (corn earworm), 2344 nucleotides long. Its product is annotated as xaa-Pro aminopeptidase ApepP-like. The coding region runs from base 35 to 2155 and encodes 706 amino acids. The record is from RefSeq and is a predicted model, not a curated record. Lineage: Eukaryota; Metazoa; Arthropoda; Insecta; Lepidoptera; Noctuidae. The transcript has 18 exons.